AUGGCGUCUCUACUGCGAGGGGCAGGCUUCAUCACGGGCGCGGCGUCUGGUAUAGGAAAAGCCACGGCGUACUCAUUCGCUCAGCAUGGUGCCAGACAGCUAGCCCUGGCGGAUAUCAACAUCUCUGCGGCAGAGCAAGCAGCCAAAGAGAUCGAGUCCAAGUUUCCAGGCACAAAAGCGAUUCCCCUGGCCAUCGAUGUGACGAAGGAGACAUCGAUCAAUGAUGCGGUGGCCGAAACGGCUCAUCGAUUUGGAAGAAUUGAUUUUGCUGUGAAUAAUGCUGGUAUUGGAGGGCCGCCAACGCUGUCUGCAGAGCACAGCGUCGAGGAAUGGAACAAGACGGUCCAUAUCAAUCUGCACGGCGUGUGGAUGAGCAGCCGGGCUGAAAUCCGGACGAUGCUGCAGCAGGAAAGGAGGGAGGACACUCCCCGGUAUAAUCGCGGUGUCAUCAUCAACGUCGCCUCGAUGUAUGGGAUUGUGGCAACGUCGCUCAACACUCCUGUUGUGGCAUACACAGCAUCCAAGCAUGGUGUAGUUGGUCUCACGCGAGCAGACGCCAUCGCCUAUGCGCCCAAAGGCAUCAGAAUCAACGCGGUCUGCCCUGGAUACGUGGCAACACCACUGAUCCAGGGAACGAUGCAGUCUGCAGUGAUACAGAGGGAAAUCGACAAGAUUCCUGUGGGCAGACUGGCAGAGAUGGAUGAAAUCGCAGACCACAUCACUUUCCUGGCGUCGCCGAUGAGCAGCUACAUGUACGGCGCAUCAAUGGUGGCUGAUGGGGGCUUCACGAUUCAGUAA
Molecule: messenger RNA, 798 nt
Organism: Aspergillus versicolor CBS 583.65
Lineage: Eukaryota; Fungi; Ascomycota; Eurotiomycetes; Eurotiales; Aspergillaceae
Product: SDR family NAD(P)-dependent oxidoreductase
Exons: 4
Coding region: 1-798 (265 amino acids)
Molecular function (GO): oxidoreductase activity, acting on the CH-OH group of donors, NAD or NADP as acceptor
Source: RefSeq, a predicted model, not a curated record